AUGGCCUCCAUUUUGUUGGCAUUGAUCCUCUUGUUUUCUUCAUUAAUAACAAUUAAUGCUUUUACGUCUGAAACCUCAAAAUUAGUGGUUAAUGAAGUCCACCAGAGCAUCAAUAAUGCUUCUAGGAGAAACUUGGGUGAGUUUUCUUGCGGCACAGGCAACCCAAUAGACGACUGCUGGCGUUGUGACCCAAACUGGGACAUAAAUCGCAAACGUCUAGCUGACUGUGCCAUGGGUUUUGGAAGGAACGUGUUGGGUGGGCGGUUUGGUCUAUUUUACCUAGUUAAGGACCCUGGAAACGACGAUCCAGUGAACCCGGUUCCAGGGACACUUAGACACGCUGUGAUCCAAGAUGAACCGUUAUGGAUCAUCUUUGAGCGUGACAUGGUGAUACAAUUGCGUCAAGAGCUCGUUAUGAAUUCUUUCAAGACUAUAGAUGGAAGGGGUGCAAAUGUGCAUAUUGGCAAUGGUCCAUGCAUUACUAUACAUAAUGCUACCAAUAUUAUCAUACAUGGGAUUCAUAUACAUGAUUGUAAGCAAGCCGGGAAUGCUAUGAUUAGAGAUUCACCAAAACAUUACGGUUGGUGGACACAAUCCGAUGGAGAUGGGGUUUCUGUUAUCGCAAGUAAAAAUAUCUGGAUCGAUCAUUGUUCAUUGUCUAAUUGUGCUGAUGGACUAAUUGAUGUCAUUUAUGGAUCUUCGUUUGUCACUAUAUCUAACAAUUACAUGACUCGUCAUGAUAAAGCCAUGUUGUUAGGACAUAGUGAUAGCUUCACACCAGAUAAAGCCAUGCAAGUCACCGUUGCGUUCAACCACUUCGGUGAAGGGCUUAAUCAAAGAUUGCCAAGAUGUAGACAUGGGCAUUUCCAUGUGGUGAACAAUGACUAUACGCAUUGGGUAACGUAUGCAAUCGGCGGAAGUGCAGACCCUACCAUCUAUAGCCAAGGCAAUAGAUUUUUGGCACCGGAUAAUGGAUUUGAAAAGCAGGUAACGAAGCACAGUGAUGCGGCGGAAAGUGAAUGGAAGCACUGGAACUGGAUGUCUGAAGGGGACUUGAUGUUAAAUGGUGCAUAUUUUGUAGAUUCGGGUAGCCCAUCAUUAUCUUCAAGGGUGGCGAGUUUACCUGCCAGACCGUCGUCACUAGUGGGGAUUAUAACUCGAACCGCUGGUGUACUCAACUGCACAAGAGGGUCUCGCUGCUAA
Messenger RNA from Erigeron canadensis, 1203 nucleotides. RefSeq names its product pectate lyase-like. The record is from RefSeq and is a predicted model, not a curated record. The transcript is spliced from 2 exons. Gene Ontology annotation, molecular function: pectate lyase activity. The coding region runs from base 1 to 1203 and encodes 400 amino acids. NCBI's taxonomy places the organism in Eukaryota, Viridiplantae, Streptophyta, Magnoliopsida, Asterales, Asteraceae.